Molecule: messenger RNA, 1794 nt
Organism: Mesorhabditis belari
Lineage: Eukaryota; Metazoa; Nematoda; Chromadorea; Rhabditida; Rhabditidae
Source: the annotation of a GenBank genome assembly
AUGUGGCAACGUAUAUGUUUGGAGAACGGAUAUGUGGAACUUAAAGCACCAAGCUUUCGCUUUCUCGGAGGUUGGGCGGCGAAUCGAGCGAAUGAGCAAGCGGGAAUCACGAUCUUCUCACAUAUGAACCUUCAAGAAGCACAUCAGAAUCGACGAGAACGCGAGGUCGCAUAUGGACAAUGUUAUGAGCGAUCUCCAUGGAAGUCGCUGUACUUGCGGAAGAUGCGAAUCACUUCAAAUUGGCGAUCCCGAGCGAUUCAAUCAAGCACUGUUCUAAAGGGUCGACACUUGUCUACACGUUGUCUACAAAUUCAAUCUGAUCGUAUCUUUACUCCUUCGUCGGAUACGUCGCGUCGCGGGUCUGGAAUGUUCACGUCGCGGGUCUGGAAUGUUGAUAAUGCUCAACCAGCUUUCACUCUAACUGGCCAUAUGAAUGCCGUUUGGACUUAUGCAGUGAGCGAUGAUGGCAAGUAUAUUGUCAGUCUCUCGGCUGAUCGAACGGUGCCCGUUUGGUGUGGUCAAACCGGGGUACAGCGCCAUGUUCUACGGGGACAUACGGGUUUCAUUGAAUGCAUCAGUCUACAUGGCACCACUCUUGUUACUGGAUCUUCGGAUGAAACACUCCGAGUCUGGGACAUUGUCGAUGGGAAAUGCCAUCACAUUUUGGCUGGCCACGUGGAGCCAGUGCGUUGCGUGCAAUUUGAUGGGGAACGGGCUGUAUCGGGUGUCUUCGGAUACCUAUACCCUAAUGAUUUUACCGUAAAGGUUUGGAAUGUACACACGGAGAAGUGUUUGCACACGCUGACGAGGGGUCACACAGAUAGAGUUUGUUCACUUUUGUUUGAACCAGGGCGCGACCUUGUCGUCUCCGGCAGUAUUGACGCAACGAUUUGCGUCUGGAAUGCGCAAAGAGGAACAUGCAUCGCGCGCCUUGUGCUUCAUCAAGGGUCAGUGGGCCUACGUGGUGACGUUUCCAUGGAGCUUCGCGGAAACAUUUUGCUAUCCUGCUAUGCCGGCACGAACUGGUAUGUUCAGGUUUGGGACAUUCGUGACGGCGGCUCGUGCACUCAUCGUUUACAAGGCGCGAAUAGUCACACGUCGGACAUCACUUCAUGGCAAUUGCUCGAUUCGGGGCUUUUGGUGACAGGUUCGCUGGAUGGCUGGGUCAAGCUGUGGGACGUGGAUAAGGGUAUCUUCGUUCGUGACCUCGCUCGUUUUCAAUCGGGUAGAUCUGGCGGUUGCAUUUGGCGUCUCGAAGCCACUGAAACAUUGCUUGAACAAUACUUGGCCAAGCGUUUUCUACGUACGCAACACGUGGCCAAGGAUUUAUCUUACUUUGCCAUCAACAUAUCCCAAGAUAGGACCUUCUCAUCACCAAUGUCUUCUGAGACGAAGCCGCGAGAAAUCCGUUUCUCGCCUUUUCGAACUCCGAAGCGUGUUCCAUUGAGAAGACGAUCGCUAGAAGAGACCCCAAAUGAACCAUCAACAUCAGGCCUCUCUCCGCAUAUAAUAAAUCAGGCACUUGAAGGAGAAAUGACGGCCCUUCAAAUCAAGCAGGAAACGAUUGAAGAGGACGACCAUGCAAAUCCAUCUGAGACAUUAUCAAUAGCUUCGACUUACUUUGGAGAAGAGUGUCCCCAUUUGUCUGCGACGGGGAAUCCACAAGGAAAUCCACCCUCCCCACAACACAUCGCAAUUCGAGAUAUUUUUCAAUUGAGAAUGACAUUUCCACACGUUCUCAAUUUGAAUCCAUUUGUUGGUGACAACAAGCUCAACUCUGAUGAUGAAAAAGAU